AUGAUGCGUGUUCCUCGACAAGCAUUUUCCACUGCCGCCCGUAUCCACCCCAACAUUGUUCCUCACCUUCGUCCCCAGAGAAGAAUGUCUUUUGGUAGAUGGGCCAAGCCCGUCGCGGCUGUUGUAGCUGUUGGCUACGGAGCAAAGCUCUCUCUAGAGAUGGUCGCAACAAGACGUAUUGCUCAGAUGGAAGCCACAGAGCGUGAGAAUGCCGCCUACCGAGAGCGAAACGAGGCCCUCAUGAACAUGUACGGCGACAGAUCAAGUCUCGAAGAACUCGAAAAGGCCGUGCAAUUUUACGAGAAACGAUAA
This is a messenger RNA of Fusarium coffeatum, 312 nucleotides long. RefSeq lists its product as uncharacterized. The transcript is spliced from 2 exons. Bases 1 to 312 code for a protein of 103 amino acids. NCBI's taxonomy places the organism in Eukaryota, Fungi, Ascomycota, Sordariomycetes, Hypocreales, Nectriaceae. The record is from RefSeq and is a predicted model, not a curated record.